UGAAUUGCACUCGCUUUUCCGCCGUCACAAGCCCGCCCGGCUCCACCUCUCGGCAGAAAAGCGCCGAGGAGGUCAAAGUUCUGUAGUCUACAAUCGCAGUUUGCGAAGCUUGAUAGACUAGCCUAAGGAAAGAACCUCGCCUUCUCUGUGGUAAUCGCCGUCACUGUGUUUCUGCGACUUUGAUUUUAUGGAUGAAUUCGAAGUGGGUCUUUCGGAGACUGAGCUCCCAUGUCUCUCCUCGGUCUUCUCUCGCUCCUCCGCUCCGAGCUCAGACCUUUCCAGACGCUUCAUCGCAAGCUUCUACUUUUGUUCUCGACAACGUACACGUGAGCCGCCUUCUGUCCACUUGCGGCAGAGAAGGGCGUUUCCUUCUGGGCUCUUCUCUUCACGCAUCCAUUAUCAAGAACCCUGAACUACACGACCUAGGAAAUGAGGACCUCUUUCGAAAUGGUCUUGUUGUUUGGAACUCUCUGCUCUCGAUGUACGCGAAGUGCGGAGACAUGCUGGAUGUCGUUAAGCUGUUUGAUGAAAUGCCCGCGAAAGACACUAUUUCCUGGAACACUGCGCUAUUUGGGUUCUUGAGGAAUGGGGAGUUUGAGAUGUGCUGUAGGACGUUCAAAAGAAUGUGGGAAGGGGGUGUUCAGGGUGUGGAUAAAGCCACGGUAACGACGAUUCUGUCUGGUUGUGAUACCCGUGAGCUUUCUCGUGUAGUUGAGUUGGUGCAUGGCAUAGUCUUCAGGGGUGGAUUUCAAAGGGAAGUUACGAUUGGGAAUGCUCUGAUCACAUCGUAUUUCAAAUGUGGUGGCAUUGAUUGGGGAUUGCAGGUUUUUAAUGAAAUGUUCGAGAGGAAUGUAAUUAGUUGGACGGCUGUUAUCUUUGGCCUUCAACAGAAUGAGUUUUUUGAGGAUAGUUUAAAGUUAUUUAUGAGUAUGCGUAGCGGAUCACUCAAUCCGAAUACUCUCACAUACUUGAGCUCCAUCAUGUCGUGUUCAGGUCUACAAGCAAUAAACGUGGGGCGCCAGUUGCACAGCAUCACCUGGAAAUUGGGUAUUCAGUCAGAUUUAUUGGUAGAGAGUGCACUGAUGGAUAUGUAUGCAAAAUGUGGAAGUCUAGAAGAUGCACUGGAUUUAUUCGAGUCUGCAGAGACUAUAGAUGAGGUUUCUAUGACUGUAAUACUUGUAGGUUUUGCACAAAAUGGGUUUGAAGAACAAGCUAUACAAAUGUUUCUGAAAAUGGUAAAGGAAGGGUUGGAGAUUGAUUCUAAUGUGGUUUCUGCUGUUCUUGGGGUUUUUGGUGUCGAUACUUCUCUAGGUUUAGGUAAACAAAUUCACUCUUUGAUUAUCAAAAGAAGCUUUUCGCAUAUUCCCUUCGUCAGCAAUGGAUUAAUAAACAUGUAUGCGAAGUGUGGAGAUAUCGUGGAGUCACUCAAAGUCUUUAGUCGGUUGCCUUCAAGAAAUUUGAUCUCAUGGAAUUCCAUGGUUAAUGCUUUUGCAUGUCACGGAGGUGGCUAUGGAGCUCUACAGUUGUACGAAGAAAUGAAAAUGGAAGGUGUAAAGCCGACAGACGUUACGUUUCUCUCUUUGCUUCAUGCUUGUAGCCAUAUUGGCUUAGUCAAGGAGGGAAUGGAGGUUUUAGAUUCAAUGGAAAGGGAGUAUGGAAUUAGUCCAAGGACAGAGCACUAUGCUUGUGUUGUCGACAUGUUGGGACGGGCUGGUCGCCUUGCUGAAGCGAAGAGUUUCAUAGAGGGAAUGCCCACGGAACCUGGUGUUCUAGUUUGGCAAGCCUUGCUUGGUGCUUGUAGCAUGCAUAGUGAUUCUGAGAUAGGAAGGUAUGCUGCCGAGCAGCUGAUUUCUGCUGCACCCGAGACCCCUGCGCCAUACAUUUCGCUGGCCAAUAUAUAUUCUGCUGAAGGUGAUUGGAAAGAGAGAGCAAGGACUAUAAAAAGAAUGAAAGAGGCUGGGGUGACUAAAGAAACGGGCAUUAGUUCGAUUGAGAUUGAGAAGAAAGUCCAUAGCUUUGUUGUUAGGGACAGGAUGCACACGCAAAGUGAAAUCAUUUUUGAAGUUAUAAAGGAGCUGUUUCCUUUGAUGACAGAUGAAGGAUAUACACCUGACAAGAUUCGCUCUCUAUUCUUGGACGCAGAUUAGAGCAGAAGCAAGUGUAGUUACUGACCAUUUGGAUUCAGUCUUGUGAUGAAAAGAAAAUAGGAUUAGAAUGUUACUUGAGUUAGAAAGAUAUGCGGACUGGAACAAAGUAUAUCAGAAGAGGUGACUUGAUGAACUUCGUAACGUGAGUCUGCUCAACCAUCUAUGACAGACAGCAAAUUAAGUGGAAACAUUUUUUUGGUCUUAUCAUAGUUUCUGCUGGGGUAGCUUUUAUGUAGAUAUAUUUGAAUGUUUGAAAGUCCGCCUUAUACACAUGGAUGGAUAAAUCGUCGGAUGAGAAAUUGUGAGCUGUCAGUUCUGCAGAAUGAUGGUUUCCACCAUGUUUGAUCUGAUGUAACACUCACUUGUAUCCUGAAGUGGAUACAGAUCCACCAAGGGCACUCUCUCUCGAACAUGAAGUGGGUUUGAAUCCAUCUGAUGCAGUUUCAAGGGUGGUUGUGAAGAAUUUCUCAAUUUUGUAGGUGAAUUUACUGAGAUACUGCUAGUCCUAGAAUCAGCUGCGGUGAUGACAGUGAUGGAGCUUUGAUUCCGAAGAACCAAUGCAUGGAAAAAUCAGCUUUUAAGGUGUUGAUGGUUUGGAUACCAGGAACUAGAAAUACAUUGGACCUCUUCCAUUUCGCGAUCAUAGGUAGCUUGUAUAAAUCUGUGAAGAAUCUCAUCAAUUCAGAUUUGGUAUAUUGAAAAUGGGGCAUAAUGCUGGAGGAUUUCACAGCGAAUUCUCGAUUCAUUAGAUUUGGUACUCUGGAGGUUCAAUGAUCAGUUGGAAUCUGGAUCACUUCCUGCUUGAGAGAUCAUUCUUUUCAGUGGGUUGCCCAGCAUCAACUAAGUUGAGGCAAUGUGUAGAUUCCUUCUUCUGAAGAUAUCGCAAUUCACUGUUUUGGAGUAGAUUUUCUAAAUAGGACUGCCAAGAAUCACAUACUUCGAUGGAGAGAGAGAUAUUGUCUGUGGCCAGUUGAGUUCAUGGGUUGGAAUGGAGGGGAUCGUUUGUUUGGACCUACAAUCGAAUCUCCAUAUGACUUAGGCCUUUCGAGGCUUAUGAGGAUUCCUGCUUAGAGUUUGAAGGUCUUUGCAACAUGUUAAAGAAACUGAA
Molecule: messenger RNA, 3255 nt
Organism: Rhodamnia argentea
Lineage: Eukaryota; Viridiplantae; Streptophyta; Magnoliopsida; Myrtales; Myrtaceae
Product: pentatricopeptide repeat-containing protein At3g05340
Exons: 1
Coding region: 192-2147 (651 amino acids)
Biological process (GO): RNA modification
Molecular function (GO): RNA binding; protein binding
Source: RefSeq, a predicted model, not a curated record